CUCGGCAGCGCUAGUCAACGGCAGGGCGUAGACUACGUGCCAUGAGUCCCGCCGCCUACAUGAAAGAGCUCCCUAGCCUACCUACCUACCCAGCGUACUCACUGAAACAUCUCCCCAACCUCUCCGUCACCAUUAAACCAAGAACUCCAAACCAUCGACCGACCGCCACCUCUUUCCGUUCCUUCCACAAAAAAAAAAAAAAAAAUAAUAAUAAUAAUCAGACGUACACUUGAAGAGAAAAACGAAAAGAGAGGCCAAAAUGCCCCGCUACGUCCUCCACAUCGCCAACAAGAACUACUCGUCCUGGUCGCUGCGCGCCUGGCUCGUCAUGCGCCAGGUUCUGUCCCGCGGCGACGACGGCGGCGGCGACGGCGUGCCCUUCACCGAGAAACUGUGGCCCAUGGCCUCCGGGUCGAUGGCGCAGCCGCGCUGGCGCGCCUUCUCGCCUGUCGCGCACGUGCCCUGCCUGCAUGUUUUUCUUGCUGGCGAGCCUGAUGCUGCUGCUGCUGCUCCUGGUGUUACUGCUACUGCGGCUGCUACUGCUGCUGCUGGGUCAGGGUCAGGGUCCGGGGCUGGGGCUGGUUCGGGGAACGGGGAGCGGUCGUCGUCGCAGUGGGAACCUGGACGGGGCGAAGAAGGGGAAGGGAGCGGAGCGGGGGAGGACGGCAGGCCCCUCGUGCUCUGGGAGUCGCUCGCGAUCGUCGAGUUCCUCGCCGAGGAGCACCCGGCCGCGCGCGUGUACCCGGCCGACCGGGCGGCGCGGGCGUGGGCGCGGUCGGCGGUCGCCGAGAUGCACGCCGGCUUUGCGGCCGUCCGGCGCGAGAUGGGCAUGAACGUCGGCGUGCGGAUCGCGCUGGCCGAGGAGGCGUUUACGGACGCGCUGGUCGCGGAUCUGCGGCGGCUGGACGAGCUCUGGAGCGAGGGCCUGAGCCGGUUUGGCGGGCCUUUCUUGGCCGGCGCCGAGUUCACGGCCGUGGAUGCAUUCUAUGCGCCUGUCGUGCUGAGGCUGCAGACGUACGUCGGCACGCUGGACCGGAUGGGCGAGGCCGCGAGGGGUUAUGUGGAGAGGAUGUUGCAGGUGGAGGGGGUGCGGGAGUGGGUGGACGCAGCGCUGAAGGAGACAUGGCGGGAGCCGGUGCACGAGGCGGAGUGCUUGGAGGGGAAGGGGAGGACGUUGAUUGCUGACUUGAGGGCGGCGUAGGAAGGGAAUGAGAAAAGGAGUGGCAAGCGACUUGCAGAUGGGCUAUCAAGCCAGACAAGCGUGGGUGCUUCUUGAUGUCCGCUCUGGGAUAUGAUUAUGUACACGCAGUGCCGCAGGGCUGUCCGGUCUUUUCCACCUUGAUUCCCACGCGGUUUCGACUCGGAAGCUCUUACGGCGUGCAUGUAGAC
Thermothielavioides terrestris NRRL 8126 is the source of this 1389-nucleotide messenger RNA. RefSeq lists its product as uncharacterized. Lineage: Eukaryota; Fungi; Ascomycota; Sordariomycetes; Sordariales; Chaetomiaceae. The record is from RefSeq and is a predicted model, not a curated record. The coding region runs from base 260 to 1201 and encodes 313 amino acids. Gene Ontology annotation, cellular component: cytoplasm. The transcript has a single exon.